Messenger RNA from Caenorhabditis remanei, 1065 nucleotides. RefSeq lists its product as uncharacterized. The transcript is spliced from 6 exons. The record is from RefSeq and is a predicted model, not a curated record. Gene Ontology annotation, biological process: adenylate cyclase-modulating G protein-coupled receptor signaling pathway. The coding region runs from base 1 to 1065 and encodes 354 amino acids. Lineage: Eukaryota; Metazoa; Nematoda; Chromadorea; Rhabditida; Rhabditidae. Gene Ontology annotation, molecular function: GTPase activity; G-protein beta/gamma-subunit complex binding; GTP binding. Gene Ontology annotation, cellular component: heterotrimeric G-protein complex.
AUGGGAUUAUGCCAGUCUGCGGAGGACAAAGAGUUGACUCUGAAGUCGAAGGCGAUCGACAAGGAGAUGAUGGCCAAUCAUAUGUCACAGUCGAAAGUUGUCAAACUGCUUCUUCUUGGAGCCGGAGAGUGCGGAAAAAGUACAGUACUAAAACAGAUGAGGAUUCUUCAUGACCACGGAUUCACAGCCGAGGAAUCAGAGCAGCAGAAGAGUGUAGUAUUCAAUAACACACUUCAGGCAAUGAUAUCAAUAUUAAAAGGGAUGGAACUACUUCGGAUGACAUUCGACAAACCAGUCCGGGAAAAUGACGCGAAAUUUGUGAUGGAGGCUCAUAAAAUGCUCCAGGAGGCGAAGGUUUUUCCAGAGGAGUUGGCGAACGCACUUAUAGCUUUGUAUGCGGAUAAAGGGGUACAACAAGUGAUGGCAAAGGGAAACGAGUUCCAGAUGCCAGAGAGUGCGCCACAUUUCCUUGGAAGCCUCGACAGAAUCAAAAUGCCCGAUUACACGCCCACUGAGCAGGAUAUUCUAUUGUCGAGAAUCAAGACCACCGGUAUUGUGGAGGUUAAGUUUCAGAUGAAGAGUGUGGAUUUUAGAGUAUUUGAUGUGGGGGGUCAACGAUCGGAGAGAAAGAAGUGGAUUCAUUGUUUCGAGGAUGUGAAUGCGAUUAUCUUUAUUGCAGCGAUUUCGGAGUAUGAUCAAGUCUUGUUUGAGGAUGAGACAACGAACCGAAUGAUCGAAUCAAUGCGCCUGUUCGAAUCAAUCUGUAACUCCCGAUGGUUCAUCAACACCUCCAUGAUUCUCUUUUUGAAUAAAAAAGACCUGUUCGCCGAGAAGAUCAAGCGUACCUCAAUCAAAUCGGCAUUCCCCGAUUAUAAAGGAGCACAAACCUACGACGAAUCGACACGCUACAUCGAGGAAAAGUUCGACGGUCUGAACGCGAAUCCCGAGAAGACGAUAUACAUGCAUCAGACGUGCGCGACGGAUACCGAUCAGGUGCAGAUGAUUCUCGACUCCGUCAUCGACAUGAUCAUCCAGGCCAACUUGCAAGGAUGCGGUUUGUACUGA